Aspergillus ruber CBS 135680 is the source of this 150-nucleotide messenger RNA. NCBI's taxonomy places the organism in Eukaryota, Fungi, Ascomycota, Eurotiomycetes, Eurotiales, Aspergillaceae. The record is from RefSeq and is a predicted model, not a curated record.
CAUACGACCAUAGGGUGUGGAGAACAGGGCUUCCCGUCCGCUCAGCCGUACUUAAGCCACACGCCGGCCGCGAAUCCCGGCUGUUGUAUGUUUUUGUCGCGAGCAACAUUCCAGUAUGUUUAUUUUAAACAAGUGAGACCGGCUUUUUAG